AUGACUGCAAGGGUACGGUUCAGCACCCACAACUCUCAAGAGGACUGUGCGCAACUUACUGAAGAAGUGAAAGUGAUGGAGAUGGUACACAACCGUUCGGGAAUCCGGGAUGACAAGCAACGUUGCGAAGGGGGUCUGAUCGGCACCGUUCCACGGCUGGUCCGUUCGCACAAGAAACAGAGAUAUUUGAAAGGAGAUACUGUGACCUCGACACAGCCGACCCUUCAGGAGGCGCAGACCGCGGCUUUGUUGACCUUGUUGAACCUGAACAACCCUGUCGAAUCUCCAAGCACUUCUACUUCCAGUGGGACCAAGGGCGGUUCAGCAGCGAAUGCUAAGAUCUCAGUGCCCACAGGCCCACCAACAUGGAAGAUCCUAGUGCUGGACCAGCAUACGAAGGAUGUUCUUGCGACCGUCUUGCGCGUACAGGAUCUUCGUGAUGUGGGGGUCACACUCCAUGUACAGCUGCAUUCCAACCGCCCGCCACUGCCCGACGUGCCCGCCGUCUACUUCGUGUCGCCAACCCUGACGAACAUUAAGCGGAUAGCCCAAGACCUCGAGAAAGGCCUCUACGAAUCGUUCCAUUUCAACUUUGUCGAGCCAUUGCCGAGGGCACUGCUAGAGGAACUCGCCGCAGCCGUGGCGCGUGAUGGGACCGGUGAACUAGUAGAGCAGGUGCUCGAUCAGUACUUGUCCUUCAUUGCCCCCUCGCCAUCCUUGUUCUCCCUGUUGCCACCGCCGGCAGCCCCCUCCGCUUCGACACCAAAUGCACCUGCACAGCCAGGUCCCUCACAAACACACUCGACGUAUGCCAUUCUCAACUCGCCCACCUCUGCUGAGCAACAGAUUGAAGAGGAGAUCGAGCGGGUAGCAAAUGGCUUGUUUAGUGUCGUCGCGACCAUGAGACAUGUUCCGAUCAUCCGAAGUCCCAGAGGGAACGCUGCGGAGAUGAUUGCUAAGAAGUUAGAGACAAAGAUUCGGGACGCCAUACUAUCUGCUGCUCGGUCUCACACGACGUCAAUAUUCGCUCAGGACUCCUCAGGACUGUCAAAUCUGCAACGACCUCGACUGUCAGUCCUACUCAUCCUCGACAGAAAUGUCGACCUUGUGCCAAUGAUGGCACACGGGUGGACGUAUCAGGCGCUCGCGUCAGACUGUCUGGAAAUGAAGCUCAACCGCGUCGUAGUCUCACAGCCACAGAAACGCUCAUAUGACCUAGACUCGAAGGACUUCUUCUGGGCAAAAAAUGCUGCGAAUCCGUUCCCUCAAGUUGCCGAAGACAUUGACAUUGAGCUGAACCGAUACAAACAGGAUGCUGCGGAAAUUACUCGAUCGACUGGCGUCAGCGACGUCAACGAUAUUGCUCAGAUCGAUAUGACCGCUAAUGCGGCCCACCUCAAGACAGCGAUCACAGCGUUGCCCGAAUUGACUGCCCGUAAGGCAGUCUUGGACACGCAUAUGAACAUUGCGACUGCGCUACUGGAGGAGAUCAAGAGGCGCGGUCUUGAUGAACUGUUCAGUACCGAAGAAGCCAUCGGCAAGCAGACAGUGCAAAUGAUCCUCGAGGCGCUCCGUCAUCCCAAGGACAGCACUACGCCCACUCCGCUCGACAAGCUUCGCCUGGUCCUUGUGUUCUACUUGUCAUCGCCUGACAAUGCCAUCUCGAAAGAUGAUAUCGCCGAGCUAGAAAAAGAGUUGAAGGCCGCCGGUGCUGAUGUCGCUGCCUUCGAGUAUGUCCGGCGGACGCGCGAGAUCUCUCGGAUGACAAUAUCGAGUGCUGUUGGGGGCGGUUCGACGCCUGUCCUUGGGGGCAACACGCCCGGCGGUGAGCUGUUCAAGGGGUUUAGUGCGCUCGGAAACAGACUUACAGAUCGUCUGAAGGACGGCGGCCUCGAGAACCUCAUUUCUGGUGUGAAGAACUUCCUGCCUGCCAACAAGCUCCUACCUGUGACACGGCUGACUGAGGCGCUGAUGGAAUCGUCAGCAGCGUCCAAUCAGUCGCUGCAGGAGACAGACGACUAUCUCUUCCUCGACCCGCGAGCGCCUCGGAAUGCGCAGGCCGGGCUCGGUAUUUCCGGCGUCAGUGCGCCAAGCAAUGGUGCCGGGGCGGGGACUGGCCGUGCCAAACGCAUGGCGUUCACGGAGGGAACCGUGUUCGUGGUCGGUGGAGCUGGGUAUGUCGAGUACGGCAAUCUCGAAGAAUGGGCGAAGCGGAUGGGCAAGAGGGUUUCGUACGGUGGUACUGAGAUUCUGGAUCCCGGAGGAUUCGUCAAGGUCCUCGAAGCACUUGGGAAGGCGGGCGCCCAAGGCUGA
Molecule: messenger RNA, 2313 nt
Organism: Postia placenta MAD-698-R-SB12
Lineage: Eukaryota; Fungi; Basidiomycota; Agaricomycetes; Polyporales; Adustoporiaceae
Exons: 11
Coding region: 1-2313 (770 amino acids)
Biological process (GO): endoplasmic reticulum to Golgi vesicle-mediated transport; intracellular protein transport
Cellular component (GO): cytosol; Golgi membrane
Molecular function (GO): syntaxin binding
Source: RefSeq, a predicted model, not a curated record